Messenger RNA from Schistosoma mattheei, 6510 nucleotides. NCBI's taxonomy places the organism in Eukaryota, Metazoa, Platyhelminthes, Trematoda, Strigeidida, Schistosomatidae. The record is from the annotation of a GenBank genome assembly.
AUGAUAUAUCUUGAUUUACACGAUAUUCAUUCAUUACCUAUGAUGAAUAAAAUCUUAAAUCAACAUAAUGAAACAUUAUCCAAUCUAAAUGAUAAACAAUUAAAUAAUAAUAAUGAAAUUAUUCCUACUAAUAACAUUAAUGAUAAUUAUAACCAAUUAUUAUUAUUAUUUAAAGAUAUUGCUUCAAUACAAGCAUUUAAUACAAUAAAUAACCUUAUGGAUAAUAAUAAUAAAGAAAGUAAUUAUUCAUUAAAAAAUAAUAAUUUCAAUCAAAAAAUCAAUAAUUCAAUUAUAUUAAAACAAAAUCAAUUUAUUGGCAAUUCAUGUAAUCAUAAAGAAUGUUCUAUAAUAUUUAGAAUAAAAGAAUUAAAUGAUAAACUAAUUCAUUCUAAAGAUUUAUCUUUAUUAAAAACGUUUGAUAAUCAAUCCUUUAUACAUUUAUUACGUAAUAUAAACAAGGAUACUGUAUUGAAUAAUUUCAUCAUAAAGAAUAUAAUAAAUAAUUUGGAUGAUAAUGAAAAUCGAUCAGUUGAUCAUUUAUAUGAUUAUGAUAUUCAGAAAAUUAUUGAUUCAACAGAAACGAAUACUGAUCAUUCAAUAAAAGAAGUAUCAAAUAUGAAAAUCAAUAAAGAAAAGAAAUAUGAUGAUGAAAUAGAUAAACUAACUGGUGAAGAACAAAGUUUCAAUGAAUUACUCAGUAACAAUAAGUUAGAGAAUAAUUUAAUAAAUAAAGAAACAAAAAUAGAAGAUACAAAUAAAUUAUUAACAAACAAUAAUAGAAUAUCAAUAAGUAAAAAAUAUAGAAGAAAACGUUCAGCAAAUAAUAUUCAUUCAGAAGUAUUCAAUGCAUAUUCAUCAAGUAAAAAAAAUAUACACAGAAACAACAAACAAAAAAAUAAUGAACAUCAAAAACAAAUAAAAGUAAACAAUGAAUACAAAAUAAAUAGAAGGAUUAAAAAGGAUAUUAAUACAGAUGAAGAAAACCAUGACAAAAUGAAGAAUAUAAAAAAAGAAUAUGAAGGCCUUAAUGAGUACGAAAAAGACACGCCAUCAAAAGAUGGAAAUAAUGAGAAAGAAAACGAAAACACAGGAGAAAAAAGAUUUGCAGAAAAUGAAAAACAAACAGAUGAAAAACAAACAAACAAGAAGAAGGAAACAGAUGAUACGAACACAAGUAAAUUACAAUACACGAACGACGAAGCAAUAAUUAAAGGUCAAGCUAAGACUGCAGAUAAUUCAAUGAUUCAGGACCACAGUCCAGAAACUCCAGUAUCCGAGGAAGUGACGACUGUCUCUCCAGCUCCAACUGCUGAUGUGUCAGUGAUUCAGGACUCGAGUCCAGAAACUCCAGUAUCCGAGGAAGUGACGACUGUCUCUCCAGCUCCAACUGCUGAUGUGUCAGUGAUUCAGGACUCGAGUCCAGAAACUCCAGUAUCCGAGGAAGUGACGACUGUCUCUCCAGCUCCAACUGCUGAUGUGUCAGUGAUUCAGGACUCGAGUCCAGAAACUCCAGUAUCCGAGGAAGUGACGACUGUCUCUCCAGCUCCAACUGCUGAUGUGUCAGUGAUUCAGGACUCGAGUCCAGAAACUCCAGUAUCCGAGGAAGUGACGACUGUCUCUCCAGCUCCAACUGCUGAUGUGUCAGUGAUUCAGGACUCGAGUCCAGAAACUCCAGUAUCCGAGGAAGUGACGACUGUCUCUCCAGCUCCAACUGCUGAUGUGUCAGUGAUUCAGGACUCGAGUCCAGAAACUCCAGUAUCCGAGGAAGUGACGACUGUCUCUCCAGCUCCAACUGCUGAUGUGUCAGUGAUUCAGGACUCGAGUCCAGAAACUCCAGUAUCCGAGGAAGUGACGACUGUCUCUCCAGCUCCAACUGCUGAUGUGUCAGUGAUUCAGGACUCGAGUCCAGAAACUCCAGUAUCCGAGGAAGUGACGACUGUCUCUCCAGCUCCAACUGCUGAUGUGUCAGUGAUUCAGGACUCGAGUCCAGAAACUCCAGUAUCCGAGGAAGUGACGACUGUCUCUCCAGCUCCAACUGCUGAUGUGUCAGUGAUUCAGGACUCGAGUCCAGAAACUCCAGUAUCCGAGGAAGUGACGACUGUCUCUCCAGCUCCAACUGCUGAUGUGUCAGUGAUUCAGGACUCGAGUCCAGAAACUCCAGUAUCCGAGGAAGUGACGACUGUCUCUCCAGCUCCAACUGCUGAUGUGUCAGUGAUUCAGGACUCGAGUCCAGAAACUCCAGUAUCCGAGGAAGUGACGACUGUCUCUCCAGCUCCAACUGCUGAUGUGUCAGUGAUUCAGGACUCGAGUCCAGAAACUCCAGUAUCCGAGGAAGUGACGACUGUCUCUCCAGCUCCAACUGCUGAUGUGUCAGUGAUUCAGGACUCGAGUCCAGAAACUCCAGUAUCCGAGGAAGUGACGACUGUCUCUCCAGCUCCAACUGCUGAUGUGUCAGUGAUUCAGGACUCGAGUCCAGAAACUCCAGUAUCCGAGGAAGUGACGACUGUCUCUCCAGCUCCAACUGCUGAUGUGUCAGUGAUUCAGGACUCGAGUCCAGAAACUCCAGUAUCCGAGGAAGUGACGACUGUCUCUCCAGCUCCAACUGCUGAUGUGUCAGUGAUUCAGGACUCGAGUCCAGAAACUCCAGUAUCCGAGGAAGUGACGACUGUCUCUCCAGCUCCAACUGCUGAUGUGUCAGUGAUUCAGGACUCGAGUCCAGAAACUCCAGUAUCCGAGGAAGUGACGACUGUCUCUCCAGCUCCAACUGCUGAUGUGUCAGUGAUUCAGGACUCGAGUCCAGAAACUCCAGUAUCCGAGGAAGUGACGACUGUCUCUCCAGCUCCAACUGCUGAUGUGUCAGUGAUUCAGGACUCGAGUCCAGAAACUCCAGUAUCCGAGGAAGUGACGACUGUCUCUCCAGCUCCAACUGCUGAUGUGUCAGUGAUUCAGGACUCGAGUCCAGAAACUCCAGUAUCCGAGGAAGUGACGACUGUCUCUCCAGCUCCAACUGCUGAUGUGUCAGUGAUUCAGGACUCGAGUCCAGAAACUCCAGUAUCCGAGGAAGUGACGACUGUCUCUCCAGCUCCAACUGCUGAUGUGUCAGUGAUUCAGGACUCGAGUCCAGAAACUCCAGUAUCCGAGGAAGUGACGACUGUCUCUCCAGCUCCAACUGCUGAUGUGUCAGUGAUUCAGGACUCGAGUCCAGAAACUCCAGUAUCCGAGGAAGUGACGACUGUCUCUCCAGCUCCAACUGCUGAUGUGUCAGUGAUUCAGGACUCGAGUCCAGAAACUCCAGUAUCCGAGGAAGUGACGACUGUCUCUCCAGCUCCAACUGCUGAUGUGUCAGUGAUUCAGGACUCGAGUCCAGAAACUCCAGUAUCCGAGGAAGUGACGACUGUCUCUCCAGCUCCAACUGCUGAUGUGUCAGUGAUUCAGGACUCGAGUCCAGAAACUCCAGUAUCCGAGGAAGUGACGACUGUCUCUCCAGCUCCAACUGCUGAUGUGUCAGUGAUUCAGGACUCGAGUCCAGAAACUCCAGUAUCCGAGGAAGUGACGACUGUCUCUCCAGCUCCAACUGCUGAUGUGUCAGUGAUUCAGGACUCGAGUCCAGAAACUCCAGUAUCCGAGGAAGUGACGACUGUCUCUCCAGCUCCAACUGCUGAUGUGUCAGUGAUUCAGGACUCGAGUCCAGAAACUCCAGUAUCCGAGGAAGUGACGACUGUCUCUCCAGCUCCAACUGCUGAUGUGUCAGUGAUUCAGGACUCGAGUCCAGAAACUCCAGUAUCCGAGGAAGUGACGACUGUCUCUCCAGCUCCAACUGCUGAUGUGUCAGUGAUUCAGGACUCGAGUCCAGAAACUCCAGUAUCCGAGGAAGUGACGACUGUCUCUCCAGCUCCAACUGCUGAUGUGUCAGUGAUUCAGGACUCGAGUCCAGAAACUCCAGUAUCCGAGGAAGUGACGACUGUCUCUCCAGCUCCAACUGCUGAUGUGUCAGUGAUUCAGGACUCGAGUCCAGAAACUCCAGUAUCCGAGGAAGUGACGACUGUCUCUCCAGCUCCAACUGCUGAUGUGUCAGUGAUUCAGGACUCGAGUCCAGAAACUCCAGUAUCCGAGGAAGUGACGACUGUCUCUCCAGCUCCAACUGCUGAUGUGUCAGUGAUUCAGGACUCGAGUCCAGAAACUCCAGUAUCCGAGGAAGACUCGAGUCCAGAAACUCCAGUAUCCGAGGAAGUGACGACUGUCUCUCCAGCUCCAACUGCUGAUGUGUCAGUGAUUCAGGACUCGAGUCCAGAAACUCCAGUAUCCGAGGAAGUGACGACUGUCUCUCCAGCUCCAACUGCUGAUGUGUCAGUGAUUCAGGACUCGAGUCCAGAAACUCCAGUAUCCGAGGAAGUGACGACUGUCUCUCCAGCUCCAACUGCUGAUGUGUCAGUGAUUCAGGACUCGAGUCCAGAAACUCCAGUAUCCGAGGAAGUGACGACUGUCUCUCCAGCUCCAACUGCUGAUGUGUCAGUGAUUCAGGACUCGAGUCCAGAAACUCCAGUAUCCGAGGAAGUGACGACUGUCUCUCCAGCUCCAACUGCUGAUGUGUCAGUGAUUCAGGACUCGAGUCCAGAAACUCCAGUAUCCGAGGAAGUGACGACUGUCUCUCCAGCUCCAACUGCUGAUGUGUCAGUGAUUCAGGACUCGAGUCCAGAAACUCCAGUAUCCGAGGAAGUGACGACUGUCUCUCCAGCUCCAACUGCUGAUGUGUCAGUGAUUCAGGACUCGAGUCCAGAAACUCCAGUAUCCGAGGAAGUGACGACUGUCUCUCCAGCUCCAACUGCUGAUGUGUCAGUGAUUCAGGACUCGAGUCCAGAAACUCCAGUAUCCGAGGAAGUGACGACUGUCUCUCCAGCUCCAACUGCUGAUGUGUCAGUGAUUCAGGACUCGAGUCCAGAAACUCCAGUAUCCGAGGAAGUGACGACUGUCUCUCCAGCUCCAACUGCUGAUGUGUCAGUGAUUCAGGACUCGAGUCCAGAAACUCCAGUAUCCGAGGAAGUGACGACUGUCUCUCCAGCUCCAACUGCUGAUGUGUCAGUGAUUCAGGACUCGAGUCCAGAAACUCCAGUAUCCGAGGAAGUGACGACUGUCUCUCCAGCUCCAACUGCUGAUGUGUCAGUGAUUCAGGACUCGAGUCCAGAAACUCCAGUAUCCGAGGAAGUGACGACUGUCUCUCCAGCUCCAACUGCUGAUGUGUCAGUGAUUCAGGACUCGAGUCCAGAAACUCCAGUAUCCGAGGAAGUGACGACUGUCUCUCCAGCUCCAACUGCUGAUGUGUCAGUGAUUCAGGACUCGAGUCCAGAAACUCCAGUAUCCGAGGAAGUGACGACUGUCUCUCCAGCUCCAACUGCUGAUGUGUCAGUGAUUCAGGACUCGAGUCCAGAAACUCCAGUAUCCGAGGAAGUGACGACUGUCUCUCCAGCUCCAACUGCUGAUGUGUCAGUGAUUCAGGACUCGAGUCCAGAAACUCCAGUAUCCGAGGAAGUGACGACUGUCUCUCCAGCUCCAACUGCUGAUGUGUCAGUGAUUCAGGACUCGAGUCCAGAAACUCCAGUAUCCGAGGAAGUGACGACUGUCUCUCCAGGUGCAACUUCAUCUAUAUCAGUUAUUGACAUUCACUUUGGUGGUAUUAUUAAGUCUAUAAACAACGAAGUGUUAGAAGAUAAUGAUAAAGUUUCUCCGCAUGUGAUUUCAACUGACAUUCCAAGGAACAGAAAUAUUAACAUACAUAUUAGUGGACCUUAUAUUCAUGAGCAUAAUCGGCUUGAAUUUAAAUAUGGUUUAACAAUUGGUUUCAUUUUAUUAUGUAUUCUGGUCAUUAUGUUAGUUCUGUCUACAAUUCUUGUUCUCAUUUGGAUUCGUCAUCGACGUAAUAAGUAUUCUGGUAGUAUAACCCUGUCACAUAUUGAAGAAAAUGAUAACAAUGUACAAAAUACCUCAUUAGGAAAAAAUAGAUUUCGAUCUAGAAACAGUACACAUGAUUCAUUUACAGCUGUAGAAGGAAUAGUUAAUGAAAGCAAAAGUAAUAAACCUACUAAUUCAAUGAAAACACCAGCAUUGCAAAAACGCCUUGAACUACGAAGAAAACAACAUAUAAAAGCUAAAAUAUUAGCUCAUGAAGCUUUACUUUCCACUGAUGAUUGUUCUUCAUGUGAUUGUGGUUUUACUUUUAAAUCUCCCAACCCUGAACAUCUCUGUUUAACAUCGAAUUUAGAUAAUGAUGUUAUAUUAACUGGUGCAUGGCGUAGACAAAGCAAUGAUAGCGGUGAUAGAAAAAACCAAACAAAUCAAAAUAUAUUAAAUUCUGUUGAACAUACUCAUGAUAAAGAAGAUGAAUUUCCAGAUAUUCCUUCUAUAAAUACUAAUAAUUUUAUUAAAAAUAAUGAAACUGCAUCUCAUUAUCAAGAGAUAAGUAUGAACAAACCCAGUAUAAGUUCAAAAGCAUGGAAAUAUAUUGAUGAAAAUUAG